UUUGUCCCUUUUGGUCUUUUACUUCCAAAAAAUUUCGAUCUCAAUCCGUUCGUUCGUUUCGAUCGUGCCGGCCGGUCCACGAAUCGUAGCCGCGUCUUUCGAUUUCGCGGGUUUUCUUUCUCAUCGUCUCUCUCCCGAUUGAAUCUAGGGUUAGGGUUCCGUUUCUUUCGCUCCCGUGUUUUCUCCCUUUCAUCGAUACCCGAUUUUUUGAUCUCUCAAGUUAACUGGUUUUUUUUAUCAGGAUCUACAUCACCCCUUAUCGGUUUGUCCCGAUUGCUUUGUUUUCUGAGCCCCGGCAAAUUUGAUACUUUCUUUAGGGUUUCGAAGGGGUUUUGCUUCCUGGUCUUCAGGGUAUCGAUCCGCAGAUCUGUUGUAGUUUUUUGUCCUUUAUUGUUCAUUUCAUAUAUCCGUUGUUUAUUUCAAUUUGACUUUUGUAAUAUUCUUUUCGGCGUCAUAGAUUUUUUGUUUGCAGAGAUUAUUGAUCGAUCCGUGAAGGUGGUAGCCUUCUAAUUGAAAUUUUUGAUCUUUAGGUCGCCGCCUUAAAUUGUUUUAUUUGUUAUUCUUUCUGUAAAUCCGUUGACCUUUUGGGUUCUGGGAGCUAGGGUUUUGAAAUUUGGUGGACUCGAGGGGGGUUGACUGACAACUUGUAGCCUUCUCAGGGGAGAUAAAACUUCCAAGCUCCUUUAAUUAAAAUAUUGUCUUUCGCAAUAUUGAGCCAUCUCUUAAAGGAUAUAAGUCGGCAGUUACUUGUGGAGGGCCCACCCCUUUUGCUUUGAUAUAUUCUUUGGGGCAGCCUUGAGAGGUUUAAGAUGCACUACAAUCGCCCUUUUGUUUUCGUUGAUCCUUACCAUGUUGCGUAUGAACAUGGUAAAAAAUUGGAGUGUGCUCUCCAUCUCGAAGAAUCUGCAGAAGUUCCUCUCUAUAAGCUUGACCAUGGGAAUUAUCAAAUAUCAGACAUGGAGUUCAAUAAGCUAAUUGCUGAAGCAUUAGAGAAUGGUAAACGUCAUUCUGACAACUUCGGCAGUGAAACGGGGAAUAAACGUGCAAAAAAAGAAGAUCAUGCUGGAAAGCUGAGACAUUUUGAAGGAAAUUCUCCCAUCACCAUUACCUCCGAAGAAAAACCUCUUUUAGAGGUGACAGAUUGGAAAACAACAGCAUCUGUUGUGAAUGCUAAUGGAAAAAGGCCUGCAGCAACCAAUUUGGUUGCUGCUACCAGACAAGGCCAGGCUGCUUGGGUGCCAUUCUUUCCAGGAUAUGAGUAUCUUUAUCGAGCUGGGUUCGACCAACUGGAAGAUCUUCGUUCCCCGCUUUUGGAGAAUUCUCAUCGAAAAUGCAUCCCCAUUGGACCUGAUCACCAAGCAGAUCUUCCGCAAUGGACGCCUCAGGAUUUCCAGCGCUCAGGAAGUCAGCUUGUUUCCCAUGCUUAUCAUUCGGCACCAAGCAAUGUUGUGCCAUCUCCACUUGUUACUGAGAAUAUUGAAGUCAGUGCUGAUAAAUGUGAUUGCAGUGAUGAAGGUUCCAUUAGAUGUGUGAGGCAGCAUGUGAUGAAAGCUAGAGAAAAGCUUGAGGGAUCACUGGGGAAGAAGUUCAUAGAACUUGGAUUUUCCGAAAUGGGAGAGGAUGUGGUAGCCCAAAGGUGGACUGAUGAGGAGGAGAAUUUGUUCAAAAUGAUAGUGCUGUCAAAUUCUGCUUCAUUAGGCAGAAAUUUCUGGACUGUUCUCCCUCACAAUUUUCCAUCCCGAAGCUGCAAAGAACUUGUUAGUUACUACUUUAAUGUCUACGUACUUCGUAAGAGGGCAGUUCAGAACCGAAUCGAUCCUUCAAAUGUGGAUAGCGAUGACGAUGAGUGGCGAGAGAGCAGCGAUGGUGAAUUUGAGACCUCAGAAGAGGAAGAGGAAGAGGAUUCUGUAGUCAAUGAUGACGCCUCAGAAGAGUUAGAUUUUUAUGAUGAGGACGAGUAUGAGAAGCAUCUUGUUGUAACAGAGGAUGAACGAUUCUGCCUCGGUUCGGAUGGAUCAACGGCAUGUAAAUCAAUGCCCCCUUGCAAGCAGUCCAUUGAUGAAAAUUCGAGGGAUUGUUCGUCGGAUCGAGAUGCUCAAGAUGAGUCCUGUACUUCGUUCGAGGGACCGUGUAAUGUUUCGGACUCCUGCAUGGAGAGGGAUGGGGAGAAUUUGAAUGUGGAACCUAGAAAUAGUUGUGUGUUUGGUUUUGGUGAUUAUGAGUAUGUUGAUGGUUCUCACGAUUCAAAACCAUGGGAAAUCAACUAUGUUAGAGCAAGAGAGGAAGAUUUUGAUUUCUUUCCUACCUGUAAUGUGCUUGAAGAGGUAUUUGGGAAGGGGAUGUAGGGAGAAUUAUGUGAGAGAUGGUUCCUGCUUCAGCCAUGUAUGCUUUUAUGGAUUCCUCCCAGCAGCUGAAGAUGUUGAUUUACAGAUCAAAGCUAUCCAAUUUUUCCUUGGCAAAUCCAUGUGGACAGUUAGGUAGAUUGUGUUCUAUAAGUAAAUAUGGCUGUCAUAUUUUCCAUGAUUGUAAUCUCAAUGAUGAUUUAAUUUCAUGAAGGAAUUAAACUUCUUAUUCUUGUAUUUUGUAGUUAUUUAUCCAUAUUGAAUGAUUUGUUAAUUUGA
Molecule: messenger RNA, 2621 nt
Organism: Phalaenopsis equestris
Lineage: Eukaryota; Viridiplantae; Streptophyta; Magnoliopsida; Asparagales; Orchidaceae
Exons: 4
Coding region: 810-2345 (511 amino acids)
Source: RefSeq, a predicted model, not a curated record